AAAAUCAAAUCCGACCGUUCUAUUGGUCAAUAAUUCUCCCGCCACUGUCGUCCAUAAUGUUAUUGUAGGUACCCCUCUAGUGCUGCAUUGACAAAACGCUUUGGUGGCUAAUCGAUGCUCUUCCGUCUUCGAACUCUUCGCGGUUCUUGAUCGAGUUUUGUAAAAGCUCAGUUUGUCAGCUAGGUUACGUUUUAAGAUUUUUGGCUUCUUUUUGUGUAUUUUGUGUCGUUUGUGUUGAAAACGAAUAGAUUUUGGGAUGGAGAAGCGUAUAGAAUUAGAGAAGCGUGGCAAAAAUCCUGAAGAUAUCAAAGAACUGAUCUUGGACAACUCCAGAAGUACUUCAAUAGUGGGUUUGACGGACGAAUUUACCAAUUUGGAAAGUUUAUCGCUCAUCAAUGUGGGACUCACAUCUCUCAAAGGCUUCCCUAAGCUCCCCAAUUUAAAGAAACUUGAAUUGAGUGAUAACAGGAUAGCAAAUGGACUGAACUUGUUAGAAACCAGUCCGAAAUUAACCCACCUUAAUCUCAGUGGCAACAAAAUCAAAGAUCUGGAAACAUUGGAACCUUUAAAGAACUUGAAGAACCUCAAGAAUUUGGAUCUUUUCAACAAUGAAGCGACCACUGUUGAAAACUACAGGGAAAAAGUGUUUAAGUUGAUACCCAGCCUUAAAUAUUUAGAUGGGUAUGAUGAACAAGACGGCGAGGCUGAAGAAGACAGCGACCUUGACGAAGAGGUCAACGGCAACGACGAUGACAGUGAGGAAGAGGCCUCCUCAGAAUCAGGCGAGGAAAAUGACGAUGUCGGUCUCGGGAUGGUUUACUCCGAGAACAUAGACGAGAUGUCUGAUGAAGGUGACUAUGAGGCCGUCGAAGAGGAGGAGGACGAAGACGGUAUUGAGGAUGAGGAGAUCGAAGCUGAAUCCGAAGAAGACGCUCCAGCUGCGGAUGUUUCGAGGGGCAAGAAGCGGAAACUGGAAGAUGGUGAGGGUGAAAACUAAAACCCAGUCUGUGUGCAUCAUCAAUAUGUAGUGAUAUAUAAAAAAACAUUUUUAUUACCGACCAAUGAAGUGUCUCCAACUUGGUGAGCAGAGACUUUUUGUGAAGUCAUCACCCCUGGCUGUGGUUUCAUACUUUACAGGAAUAUAAGUAAAAAAAAAUAGCAGUUUUCUCCCCAUUUUGAAUAAAAUUGACAAAUUCUAAAUUGAGAUUCUCAAAUUAAAUAAAUUUUAACAUAGAAGUUCCUGCGGAGGUGCAAACGCGAACUGAUUGAUUUUUUUAUGUAAGUUUACAUUUCUCUGUUGUAAAUUUACAUUUAUUUGAAAUUGGUUGAUAGUUUAGCGAAAAAAAAAAUCAAAAUAAUCGUGGAAAUGUAAAUUUACUUUGAAUCAACUCCGAUAGUACAAGAAAUAUUCUAAAUGUAAAAUAAUUAUUAGUAGUCGAAUGGUAGGUAAUUUGUAAAUUUGCAUUUUUUGUGUUAAUGUUUGGUAUUUUUCGUAACGUGUCACAUAACUGGAGCCGACCCUGCAUUCUGUUUACUGAAUAAUAAAGGUUUUAAACAAUUAUUUUUAAAAAUCACAUUUUAAUUUCAAAUUGCAUGAUUUUUUUAGUUAUUCAUUUCACUGAUUUUAUCUUACAAAUUAUGGUUAUCGUUAAUUUUUAAACAUGUUUGUUGUUUUUAUAUAAAAAAAGUUACAGGUCCGGCUCGAGCCAUAUCAGUCGGUUACAAUUUAUAGAGAAAUUUAUAUGUAAAUAAAUUUUGAUUAUAUGCCGAAAUGUAAAUUUACAAAUAUUUGUCAUUGCUGAUGUAAACGGAUCGUUUUACAGAUACGUAAUGAGCCUGAUAGUGUUAAUUUAUAAAUUUCUGAAUAACAUAAAAAUUAGAAUCUGAUGUGAAAUUAGGGCAGACGGAUUUACGCAAUAAAUAUGUAUUUUUUCGGAGUCUCGUUUGCGCCUGCGCGGAAUUCGACUAGGUAAAGUAGCAGCCAGAAAUUGUUUAAAAAAAAUGUAAGAGUCAAUGACGGUAUAGUUAUAUUUUGUACAUCCAUUAUUACAUAAUGUCUAGUAGUUUUAGGGUGUUAACAUUGCAUAUGGAUUAAGUUAUUGUUUUUUAUUGAUCUUGUGUUAUAUCAUCAUUUUUCUCAAAUUAAAAUUUCUUAACAUUGACA
Psylliodes chrysocephalus is the source of this 2164-nucleotide messenger RNA. NCBI's taxonomy places the organism in Eukaryota, Metazoa, Arthropoda, Insecta, Coleoptera, Chrysomelidae. The record is from the annotation of a GenBank genome assembly.